UGUUGGGGGUGUGGGCUCACCUGCUGGGUUCUUUGUGAUGUUGGCCAAAGCUGGGAAGGGCUCUGACCUCUGUCAGUGGAGGCAGGAGGAGAAGGCAGAAGAAACAGAGAAAUUCCCUUUGUGGCUGCAGACCCUUUGCAAGGGGAUGCUGUAAGGAGGUGGAGGAUGGACUGACAGAGCCCCAGCAGUUUCUUCUCCAGCCAAGGGGCUCAGCCUGCAGGGAAGGAGCCGUUUUUGGACACAAACAUCCCUCUGGCUGCGGCGAGGGGAGAGGAGCUGCGGAUCGAACCCGCUCCUGGAGGAGAAAACACCGCUUUGGUUUGGUGUCUAAUUAGAUAUUUACCAGGAAGGAAGGAAAGAUAUAAAUAGGGUGACAGUGACUUCAAAGGGUGUUUUUUGACUUCUAAGAAUAACACCUUUGCUGGCGCCGAUUUCGGGAAUAUCGGCUGUGCCUGGGUGUGAGAGACGGAGGAGGUGUCGCAGCUGGGUCGGCAGCCAAGGGAGCAAACCCAGACCCCAGCCCCCGUCCAGGACAGCUGAGGAGGGGACAGAGCCCGGGGACAGCUCAGCUGCACCCGCAGGGACGCAGCAGGGGGAGUUUGGUGCUGCUCAGGGGCAGGAGGAGACGAGUGGCACCAUGGGGACCCUGUCCCCGAGGGCAGUGCUGGUGCCCACCCUGGUGCUGGUGGCACUCUGGGCUCCCUGUGUGGUGAGCAGGCAGCCCAACUUCAUCGUCGUCCUGGCUGAUGAUGUGGGCUGGGGGGAUCUGGGUGCCAACUGGGCAGAGACGAAGGAGACCCCGCACUUGGAUCAGCUGGCUGCCGAAGGAACAAGGUUCGUGGAUUUCCACUCAGCUGCCUCCACGUGCUCGCCGUCCCGCGCCUCGCUGCUCACGGGGCGCCUGGGGCUGCGCAACGGGGUCACCCACAACUUCGCCAUCAGCUCGCUCGGGGGGCUCCCCCUCAACGAGAGCACCCUGGCUGAGCUCCUGCAGGGGGCUGGGUACAGCACAGGGGCUGUAGGCAAGUGGCACCUGGGACACCACGGCCACCAUCACCCCAACUCCCGUGGCUUCGACUACUACUUUGGGAUCCCCUACAGCCACGACAUGGGCUGCACAGACAGCCCUGGCUACAACCUGCCUCCCUGCCCGCCCUGCCCACGGCACAGCACCAGCAGGGUGGCGAGGAAGGACUGUUACACGGAGGUUGCUCUGCCUCUCUACCAGAACCUCACCAUCGUGCAGCAGCCCGUGGAGCUGGGCAGCCUGGCCAGGCGCUACGCAGAGGAGGCCGCACGGUUCAUCCAGAGGGCCAGUGACAGUGGACGUCCCUUCUUCCUCUACCUGGCCCUGGCCCAUAUGCACGUCCCACUGACCCCCCCAGUGCCCCCUGCUCCGGGCAGGGGCGUCUACGGAGCCUCCCUGGGCGAGAUGGAUGCGCUGGUGGGACGGAUCAAGGAGGUGGCUGACAGCCUCGGGAAGGGCAGCACACUGCUGUGGUUCACAGGUGACAAUGGCCCCUGGGCACAGAAGUGUGAGCUGGCAGGGCGCCUGGGGCCAUUCGUGGGUGCCUGGCAGAGGCAGCGAGGUGGGAGCUCGGCAAAGCAAACAACCUGGGAAGGAGGGCACAGGGUGCCAGCCCUGGUGUACUGGCCUGGCCGUGUCCCUGCUGGGAGGACGAGCCACGCUCUGCUCAGCACCCUGGACAUCUUCCCCACGCUGCUGGCCCUGGCUGGGGCAGCUCUGCCCCCGAACAGACGCUUUGAUGGCUUGGAUGUGUCCCCAGUUCUCUUUGGCUGGUCGGACGUGGGGCACAAGGUGCUGCUGCACCCCAACAGCGGCGCGGCCGGGAAGGUGGGCGCGAUCGAGGCGCUGCGGCUGGCCCAGUACAAGGCCUUCUACACCACAGGAGGAGCCAUGGCCUGUGAUGGCAGCACUGGGCCGGAGGAGCGGCACCAACCACCCCUCAUUUUCAACCUGGACCGUGACCUCCAGGAGCAGGAGCCUCUGGAUGUGGCAUCCAGGGAGUACCAGGCAGUGCUGCCUGCCAUCAGCAGGGCUUAUGCCCAAGCUCUGCAGGACAUUGCAGCAGACAAUGUCUCGGUUGCAGAUUAUUCCCAGGACCCAGCUGCAAUUCCCUGCUGCAACGUGCAGCACGUGGGCUGCCGCUGCCACGGGGCCACACAGGAUCCCCACCUGGAAAACAGAACACCAAGGCUUUGCCUUUAAGCAAAUAAUUGCUCAGGCUGCUCCUUUCCCAAGUGGGGUGUCUGUGAGCUCCAGGCUGGAGGUGGCCAUGGAGGGAUGGAGGACGUGGUUCCCUUUGCCCUGUGCUGGAAGAGGGAGGUGAGUUGGGUGUGGGUCUGGGGGAGCACACAGAGGCUCCCCUUUGGACCCUGGGCAUGUGGAAAGGUUUUUGUGGGCUCUUCAUCUGGGAAAGAGA
Messenger RNA from Ficedula albicollis (Collared flycatcher), 2444 nucleotides. It is a transcript of the gene ARSG, whose product is annotated as arylsulfatase G. The coding region runs from base 638 to 2230 and encodes 530 amino acids. Gene Ontology annotation, molecular function: arylsulfatase activity. Lineage: Eukaryota; Metazoa; Chordata; Aves; Passeriformes; Muscicapidae. The record is from RefSeq and is a predicted model, not a curated record. The transcript is spliced from 12 exons.